AUGGCUACCGAACAUCCCGCCGCGUUACCCGUACGAUUGGAUAUUUCUCCAUUAGAUUUCACACUACACUGGCCGUAUGCACGUCCUCCAACGAGUGCUCCAGCCACCGAAGCUGGCGGUGUUGGUAACCAAGGCACUGACGGUUUACAAUCGACGCCUCCAGAGCCUGCCCGAGUGGAAACGGAACCCAGUGUCUCUGCGCAGAACAACCAAACUGCCCAAGAAGCAGACUCAGAAACUCCGGAUGCGGACGACGAGGAGCCAGAUGAGAUCCACUACUGGUGGGAGUACCUCGAUGCCCGGAAGGAGGGCUGCAGCUUUGUUGUCAACUGCCCGAUCUGCAGCAAGGGACUCAAGGUGUACGGUACUUCGAGAGUCGCAGGCACGACUCCAGACUUGGAAGAUGCGUUCGUCCUGCACUGCGGUCACUUCGUGGGUGUGGACUGCAUGGAUUUCUGGAUGCAAGACCUUGUCGACGAGCAAGCCGUUUGCCCGAUGUGCAGGGCUUCUCUGAUCCACCAACUCUGUGGUCAUUUAGCCGCCAGCAAGAUUAAACAUCCAGAGCGUGCUCACUUUGAUGUUGCUGAUAUCGUAGGAAUGAUUUCAUGCCUAGAACGAUUUGGGCUAGGUGAGGCUGUUCCUGGCUAUUGUCUGGACUGCAGAGGGAUCUAG
This is a messenger RNA of Thyridium curvatum, 672 nucleotides long. RefSeq lists its product as uncharacterized. NCBI's taxonomy places the organism in Eukaryota, Fungi, Ascomycota, Sordariomycetes, Thyridiales, Thyridiaceae. The record is from RefSeq and is a predicted model, not a curated record. The coding region runs from base 1 to 672 and encodes 223 amino acids. The transcript has a single exon.